GCUCCGUGGGGAGAGGCGGCUGCUCUGCACUAGCGCGACGCCCGCUGCCGCCGUUCCCCGCCGCUGACGCUGCUGUUGCCCGGCGAGGGAUGGCGCGGCGGGCGCUGCUGCCGUGACGGGACCGCGCCGCUGCCUCACGGGUCCCUAUUCUCGCCAGAGUCGGGUAUGCUGCUGCCGUCCCACGCCGCUGCCGUCCCACGCCGCUGCCCGCCGCUGUGCCCUGGCCCCGCCGGGCCCCUGGAUGGGCCGCGGGAGCUGAUCCGUCCAGGAGGCUCGGGGGAACGGCGGGGAGGAUGAGCUACGCGGGAAGCCCGGCGAGAGCCUACGAUUUCCUGCUGAAAUUCCUGCUGGUGGGAGACAGCGACGUGGGCAAGGGAGAGAUCCUGGCCAGCCUGCAGGACGGAGCCACCGAGUCGCCCUACGGGUACAACCUGGGUAUAGAUUAUAAGACUACAAUGAUACUUCUAGAUGGCCGACGAAUCAAGCUGCAGCUCUGGGAUACAUCGGGGCAAGGGAGAUUCUGCACCAUAUUUCGGUCUUACUCACGAGGUGCUCAGGGAGUUAUACUAGUGUAUGAUAUUACAAAUCGUUGGUCAUUUGGCGGAAUCAAUCGAUGGAUAAAAGAAAUAGAUGAGCAUGCUCCUGGUGUACCAAAAAUCCUGGUUGGAAAUCGCCUUCACUUAGCCUUCAAGCGCCAGGUGUCCACUGAACAAGCACAAGCCUAUGCUGAGAGGCUGGGCAUGACUUUUUUUGAAGUCAGUCCACUUUGUAAUUUCAAUAUUACAGAGUCCUUUACUGAGCUAGCAAGAACAGUGUUGAUGAGACAUGGAAUGGACAGGCUCUGGAGGCCAAACAAGGUACUGAGCCUGCAAGACCUUUGUUGCCGUGCCGUAGUUUCCUGUACCCCUGUGCAUCUUGUUGACAAGCUCCCUCUCCCUGUUGCCUUAAGAAGCCAUCUCAAAUCUUUCUCCAUGGCAAAUGGCCUUAAUGCCAGGAUGAUGCAUGGACGCUCGUACUCCCUCACAUCCAGCAACAUCAAUAAAAGGAACAGCUUAAAGAAAGCCAAAAUCACCCGUCCACCGCAGAGCCUACCAAAAAACUGUACAAGAAACAGCUGUAAAAUCUCUUAAUCUCUUUGUGGAAAAAGGGAACCUGGAUGGAACCUCCUCGUGUGAAGCAUUGAACACAAAACACAAAGAAUCCUUGCUUAAUGGUUGCGCACAUUCUAUGUACGUAUCUCACUACAUAGACAAAAAAUGAGAAGAAUAAGUCCUUAGAGCUUGCUCAUUGCAGUAAUGCUGCUUUGGAAUAAGUGACAUGUUCAGUGCACCUGAAAGGACGUGACAUUUUGCCGUUGGAUUUUCAUACUGCGUUUGAGUUUCUGAUGUGCAUGAUGCCAUUGUUUUUACUAGUAGAUGCGUUUUUGUAUAGGGGAUAAUUAUCAUCAUCAUUCAGUUCUUAAUUCCAUGAAAUCUGGAAAGUGAUUGCAUAAUUGUAUAAAACCCUGUCUUUCUGCAAACUGUUCAGGAGUGUAAAGAUGACUCACCUGCGUUUCCAGGCAGGGGUUUUUAAAGGCAAUGUAUUGUAUACAUUGUUCAGUUCUCCACAUAGUGUGACAAAUUCCAGUAGUGCUGCAGUGGUGCAUUUGGAUUUUUUGUGUAGCUUCCUUGGUAACUUUGAAGCACUAACUUAACUAAGGUAAAAAUGUACAUAUAAUUAUUAUGCACAUACACAACCAGGUUUUGUCCCAUUGGUGUAUGUAAUAGAUUUGAUAAAGUUUUUGGUAUGUUAUUUAAUAUUUUGGGGCAUUAAUUUGUGGUUUAAAUACUUAUUUUUCUGUAAAAAAAAAAAAAAGAAUUAAAAUUUACAUUUUAUACCACUCUCCAAGAAGGUUCUAAGAGGAAAAUGCCAAAGACUGUGGUAAAAAGGAACAUGACUUGAAGAGCUGCUUUAUAAGGAAAGAAUAGUAUUUAAAAAGUAAAUAAAUGGUUCUGGAAAAGAAA
Molecule: messenger RNA, 2003 nt
Organism: Neopsephotus bourkii (Bourke's parrot)
Lineage: Eukaryota; Metazoa; Chordata; Aves; Psittaciformes; Psittacidae
Gene: RAB40B
Product: RAB40B, member RAS oncogene family
Exons: 6
Coding region: 294-1130 (278 amino acids)
Biological process (GO): intracellular signal transduction; protein localization to plasma membrane
Cellular component (GO): synaptic vesicle; plasma membrane; endosome
Molecular function (GO): GTPase activity; GTP binding
Source: RefSeq, a predicted model, not a curated record